AGGUAGAGGAGCAGACGACGCGAGACGCCUCGGCUCAGAGUAGAUAAAGCCAUAACGAUCAUACUCACCAAGUAAAUAAAAAUACAUGGUAUGGCAACAAGUAACACAAACCAGCUAAUAUAUGAAAAUGUAUAUGUGUGAAACCACUUUGAACUCUCGCCUUUUGAUCUACACGUGUAUCUAAAUACAAUAAGAGGCGCUGCCGGCUUCUCACUUCAAAACUCCACCGAAGGCAAAAUUCACAAGCAUUCAAUUCAGUUACAUAAAUUAGCAACCCCUUGAUUUAGUAAGGUACACGAUACUAACAUAAAUCAGCCCUACGACGUCAUUAACACCUCAAAAUGGCGCCGAUAACUUAUAACUGAAAGACUAGCACUUAAGACUCAAGGGGUGAGAUAGCGUCUAUUGAAGCGCAACGACAGAGAAUGGUUUCUUUCUGAUGUGAUUUUUUUGUUGCCGAAUUGCAAUGGGGGUGUUAAGGGGCAGGGGUGGGGGCCGGCCGGGCUCAGGCGUGCGCACCGGCAGUAUCUGACCGCCUGUCGUCCCGAGCGCCCGUCCGCGCCGUUCGUUGUCCCUACCGGCCCCACGUUGGGCGCCAUCCGACACUAUCGCGAUCUCUCUGUAUUCUAACCUCAACCCAUAUUUACUGUAUAAUGUGUGUACCAGUGGUGAAGUAAAGUGUCAAGUGACGUAUAAAAAAGGAGAUUGUUCAAGUGUUUAGUGUUUCCUAUCACUAAGACGUCAAAACAUCGCAUCUAAUUGACAUACAUUUACAUAAGUGGCUUGAAGAGAUUUAUUAGUGUUCAGAUAAGUCAAUACAAGUGAAGUGACACAAGUGUACCUACCCUGCUGUUGUCGACGGACUUCACUAGACCGUACCACGUUCAAAAAUGUAACGAACUUACUCUAAGAAAAUGCAAGCUCUCGCUCUAGCAAGAUGGAAACAGUGUAAGAUGAAAGAGCGAGCAUGAGAGAGCCAGGGACCAGAGUGUUGAGCAAGAUGCUGCUCUCGCUGCUGCUGCACUGCUUCUGCGUGGCUACCACAGCUUCUGUAUCUAGUGGAGGUCUCGGUGGAUUAUCAGGCGUGACGAGCGAGGCGCGCCCUGAGCGACCAUACUUCGACGACGUGUCGCCGCGGAACGUGACAGCGGUUGUCGGUCAAUCGGCCGUGCUGCGGUGCCGCGCUAAGCACAUCGGGAAUCGGACUGUAUCGUGGAUGCGUAAGCGCGACCUCCACAUCCUGACGUCCCACAUCUUCACGUACACGGGCGACGCGCGCUUCAGCGUGCUCCACCCUGAGCCCUCCGAUGACUGGGACCUCAAGGUGGACUACGUGCAGCCGCGGGACGCAGGCGUCUACGAGUGCCAGAUCAACACGGAGCCGAAGAUCAAUAUGGCCGUGUUUUUGACAGUUGAAGCGGCCGCAGCUUCCAUCUGGGGUUCUCAGGACGUGUAUGUGAAGAAAGGAAGCACAAUAUCUCUGACUUGUUCUGUGAACGUGCACUCUUCGCCACCGUCGAGCGCGUCCGUGCUCUGGUACCACGGCAACUCCGUGGUCGACUUCGACUCGCCCCGCGGCGGCAUCAGCCUCGAGACAGAGAAGACGGAAGGCGGAACCACCAGCAAGCUGCUGGUGACCAAAGCGGCCCUGACCGACUCGGGGAACUACACGUGCGUGCCCAACAACGCGCACCCGGCCUCCGUGUCCGUGCACGUGCUCAAUGGUGAGCACCCUGCCGCCAUGCAAACGAGCAACCGGGCGUCGUCCUACCUCACUGCGCAGCUGAGUUGCGCGGCAGUCACCUAUCUGCUCUCUUCUAUGGCUUGCAGAUGAUCGGCUUAACCGAUACGUUAGAAAAGGACGGAGCUUCUUCUUCGGCUUCCAUUGCGGGAUUCGUUAAUUUUGAAAU
Molecule: messenger RNA, 1910 nt
Organism: Cydia amplana
Lineage: Eukaryota; Metazoa; Arthropoda; Insecta; Lepidoptera; Tortricidae
Product: protein sidekick-1-like
Exons: 7
Coding region: 968-1834 (288 amino acids)
Biological process (GO): synapse organization
Cellular component (GO): neuron projection membrane
Source: RefSeq, a predicted model, not a curated record